Molecule: messenger RNA, 3594 nt
Organism: Macadamia integrifolia
Lineage: Eukaryota; Viridiplantae; Streptophyta; Magnoliopsida; Proteales; Proteaceae
Product: pentatricopeptide repeat-containing protein At2g26790, mitochondrial-like
Molecular function (GO): protein binding
Source: RefSeq, a predicted model, not a curated record
UUAUCCCUCUUUGCUUCGGUAUCCCUAUCCACUGCAAGUCAAUUAAACCUUCACUUGUUGGAUCCAUUUGCUGAAGAAAAACCUGUUUCUACACAAAACCACAGUGACUUUCAUGAAAAUUUUAUUGAAUUAGAUACAUCUAGAGUUGUUCAAAUAUUAUACGGUUUGAGGAAGGAACCCAAUACUGCCCUUUUAUUUUUCCGCCGGCUGAAGGAUCAUGGGUUCCAACACGGUGUUGAAACUUAUUCGUCAAUCACUCGAAUUCUGUGUCAUUCGGGUCUGCAGAGGAAGUUGGGAUCUCUCUUUUCGGAGCUUGUUGGUUUGAAGGCAGAUGAACUGGGUUUUGAAAUGGCCACUCUCUUUGAGGCUCUAUCUGAGAGACGUGAGUAUGGAGUAGAGGGUGAAAGACGUGAUUGUGAGGGAGAGACCCAACUUUCUAGUCCGUCAGUGGAGGCACUUGAUGCAUUGAUCAAAGUUUAUGUCAAUCAUCAGAUGUUCGCUGAGGCUAUUGAUGCUUUAUUCCAAACAAGAAGGCGUGGGAUUCUUCCCCAUGUCUGGACCUGCAAUUUCCUCUUAAAUUCCCUGACCGAACAUGGUAAACUGGAUAUGGCCUUGGCCAUUUAUCCACAACUGAAGUUGCGAGGACUGAUCCCUAAUGUUUAUACAUAUACUAUUGUUAUGAAGGCAUUGUGCAAAAAUGGGGAUGUGGAAAAAGCCUUUGAAGUGUUGGAAGAAAUGCAGAAAGCUGGGGUAACCCCUGAUGACUUCACUCGUGGAACAUUCAUCAAUGCAUUGUGCUUGCGUGGUGAGUCUGACUUGAGCUAUACGCUACUCCAAGCAUGGAGGGUAUCUGGGAUCCAGUUGAAUACUUUUUGUUACAAUGCUGUGAUUGAAGGGUUCUGUAGGGAGAAGAAGCUACAGAAUGCUGAGAUCGUCUUAAAUGACAUUGGAAAGCAAGGGUUGGUACCUGAUGUAUAUAGUUACAGUAGCAUAAUUGAUGGAUACUGUAGUAUUUGGAAUUUACAGAGGGCCAUUUGUCUCCACAAUGAGAUGGUGUCACUGGGUAUCAGACCCAAUUGUGUGAUUGUCAGCUCAAUCCUUCAAUGCUUGUGUAGAAUGGGUAUGGUCACUGAAGCAGUGGAUCAAUUCAUGAGUUUUAAGGACUCGGGAAUUUUCCUUGAUGGGAUUUCAUAUAAUAUAGCAAUGGAUGCUUUAUGUAAGAUGGGAAAGAUGGAAGCAGCUGUGGCAUUGCUUGAUGAAAUUAAGGGUAAGAAGAUGGUUCCAGAUGUUAAACAUUACUCCACUUUAAUUAAUGGGUAUUGCCUAAAAGGGCAACUGAUGGAAGCGGAGAAAGUUUUUGAGGAUAUGAAAGAAAUGGGUGUUAAGGCCGACAUUAUAACUUACAACAUACUUGCCAGUGGGUUUUCCAGAAAUGGGCGCCAAGAGGCAUUCAGGCUUAUGGAUUCAAUGGAGACCCAAGGUUUGAAGCCCAAUGCUCUUACUUGCAGAAUUAUUAUUGAAGGCUUGUGUUUUUCAGGUAAGGUGAAUGAGGCAGAAGCUUUCUGGAAUGGUUUGGAAAUGAAGUGUAUUGAUACUUUUUCUGCAAUGGUUAAUGGGUACUGUGAAGCAAACCAUGUAAGGAAAGCAUAUGAACUUUUUAUUAGAUUGUGUGACCAAGGAGUCCUUGUGAAGAGUGAUGUCUGCUUGAAAUUGCUCAGUAACCUUUGUGCAGAGUGUGAUUCGGACAAAGCUCUAAUUGUGUUUAAUAGAAUGUUGGCAUUUGGUGUGAAACCCAACAAGAAUGCAAAGGGGAAACUUCUAGCUGCUUUUUGCCAGGCCAGAGACAUGAGGAGGGCCCGAUAUGUGUUUGACAAUUUCGUUGAGAGAGGGUUAACCCGAGAUGCCAUCAUGUAUACCAUAAUGAUAAAUGGGUACUGCAGGAUAAACUGCUUGCGAGAAGCCUGUGAUCUGUUUGAUGAAAUGAAAGAGAAGGGGAUUAAACCAGAUAUAAUAACUUACACAGCUUUGCUUGAUGGUUAUUUAAAGGUAUAUUUAAGACAAGGUCGUUCUUCAAUCUCUGAGGAGAGAAAGGAGCAAAAAUUUGGGGCCUCAGCCCUGUGGGAUGAGAUGAAAGAGAUGGGCAUCGAACCUGAUGUUAUUUGCUAUACCGUUUUGAUUGAUGGCCACUGCAAGAUAUAUGACCUCCAGGAUGCUCUUGCUCUUUUUAAUGAAAUGAUGGAAAGAGGACUCACACCUGAUGUUAAGACAUAUACUCCUAUUGUGUCUGUCUAUUGUAGUAAUGGAGACUUGAAGAGUGCCAUAAACCUUGUUGAUGAAAUGUUGUCCAAAGGGAUACAGCCAGAUCCCCGUGUUAUCUCUCUUAUUGAAGGCCCAAAAGGUUCAAUUACAGCAGAGACUACCGAUGACUAGAGGGGCUGAACAAAUCCAAGUUGUUUAAAUUGGCCAUUUUCCUGCUAAAACGGCACUGUCUGGAGUUGGUGAAGCCAUCGAUGUUAGGGCUCACAUAACACAGAAUACUGCCCUGAAUGCUACUUUUAAUACACAGUUCCUCUUCCAAAUUGGAGUCUUCACCGCUGUGCCAAUGAUUCUGGGUUUCAUCUUGGAACAAGGUUUUCUAAGGAAAGGAGAUCCUUACUUGGCCAUCUGUCUUUGGGGAUUUAUGUUUGUACAUCCAUUGUGACGAUGACCCUUUGUCCUGUAAUAAGUGCUCCACUUUUCAACAAGUUUACCCGGUUGAUUGAUGAUGAACUUUCCCUGGCUGUGCUGCUGCCCUCAGCUUUCUGACGGAGAACUAGGAGAGAAGAUGAGAACCUUGCUUCCUCACUCUAGUUUCCUUUAAAAAAGAUCUUUGUUGUUGAUGGAUCUAUGAGGUCAAGCCAUAUCAAUGUGAGGUUUGCAUUUCAAGCUCACUGGGAGAAUUAAUCUCAAACAAGGAAGCAACACCAAGAUGUGCUGCGUCUUCUUUGAUCAGGUCUGCACUAUUGAGGUCCAGAUGUGUUGUCAAUGCACUCUAGCUUUGUACUGCCACAAGAAGCCGAACCCCAUACCAUAUGCUUGACUGCCCGUCUGCCUUUCUGUCACAGAAGCAUUGUUAAGAGCAAGACCGUGGAUGAAAUGGAUGGGGACACCAAUGCCUCAAAGAUGACGAGGUUGAAGAAGUCACAGACCUUUAGCAGGGAAAGCAGCAGCUCCAAGAGCUUGUCGGCUGUGGGUUCAUUUGGGAAGAUAGGUGGUUGUGGUUCAGGAAGGAUUGCUGCUAACAAUGGUGACUGGGUUGACAAGCCAUGACCCAGGAAAAUGCUCUCACAUAAACUAUAUCUUUAUUGUUAAGAAAUAAUCUCCCCUCUUCCCAUUUCUCUCCCUUCAAUGUCUAUCUCCACUUGCAUGCUAGGAUACCAGAUUUCCACAUACAAGCAGAGUGGAUUUUUCUUAAAAUUCUCCUCUGUGGUUGCAAAAGCCUGAAUCUGUGAGGCUCAUUGUUCAUUGUAUUUUAAAUCCUUCGGCUGCAGUUAUUAAUUGUUCAUGUUUGUUGAGUUCUAAUUUACUGAGGCAUUAGUCUCUACUUUUGUUUGA